Molecule: messenger RNA, 447 nt
Organism: Aureobasidium pullulans EXF-150
Lineage: Eukaryota; Fungi; Ascomycota; Dothideomycetes; Dothideales; Saccotheciaceae
Exons: 2
Coding region: 1-447 (148 amino acids)
Source: RefSeq, a predicted model, not a curated record
AUGGCUAUCGGAGCCCUUGGCUACCCUACAGGCUACGACCAGCCUACGCAAAGCUCCGUGAGCAAGCAAAAGUUCAAGAACAGCCAGAGCCCUCAAGACGACGAUUUUGAAUCGCCUCCCAAGAAACCACCUACCAAGUCUGCUACACAAGCCCCCGAAAAGCCUCCCAGCAAAGCCGCCCAGAGUACAGCUAAGGACCUUGGUGAUCCGGACGAGUCUAGUGAACCAAGGAAGGCUGCGAGGAAGUCCAGAACGAAGAAUAACGACAAGAAGCUGUCUGAUGAGUCUAAGGGGAAGGAAAAGGAAAUAUUCAUAAAGAAGAAGAAGAAGAAGAGAAAGCCCAAGAAGAAAUCGGGUCAGCGGGACGCUCCAUCUGAUAGCGAUGAUGAAGAUGGCAAAUGGGGCGUUGGGCAAGUCAAAGGAGUCUUAACGACCUGGAAACUCUAG